AAUGUCAUAAAAAUCAAACUCAAACUAGAAAAUUUUAAGUGCCGUAGGUUAUAUGUAAUUUUUGAAGUUUAAAUAAUUUAAAAUUGCAAAAAAAUCUCAAAAUGCUCAUCACUUCAUCAUGCAAGAUAAAGGAAUUAUUGAAAAAGAGCGGAAUAAGGUUCUACAGUUUAUGUUGUCCGCCGCGGCGCUCGACUUGCUCGCCCGGCGGCGGCGUGCCCGGCGCGUGUCGCCCUUCUAAUAUCCCAGCAAACCCUUGCUGUCCACACUACCCUAAAACAGCUUUAAAACGAUACAAGUACAUCUCGCUCUUCAUAUGUUUGCCGCUCAUUCUCUUUCAAGCAAUCCUCGUUAGCGGAUGUGCUCCUACGCACAAGACAGAAUGUCGCGAUUACGAGUAUAUGCGCAUCCGCACGAAAAAAUAUCCAUGGGGUAGCGGUCAAGAAACCCUUUUUCAUAACGAACACGUAAACUUUCUGCCGGGUGAAUGCGUACCACCACCGCUCGAUUGUGAUUGAACCUAUCCUACUAAUUAAACCGAUAUUUUACACGAUUCAUUCAUAACCCUAAGUACAUACGACCGAUACCUUCGUAUCAAUGUCUCGUUUACGGUUGCAAGAAAAAUAUAAAUAGAACACCAAGGGUCUGCGAGGGAGCGAUGCGCACGCAUCGGAACGAGAAAGGGCGUCAGUCGGCGUCGGCGCGCUAAUG
Messenger RNA from Maniola jurtina (meadow brown), 708 nucleotides. Its product is annotated as cytochrome c oxidase subunit 6A1, mitochondrial-like. The record is from RefSeq and is a predicted model, not a curated record. Gene Ontology annotation, molecular function: enzyme regulator activity. Gene Ontology annotation, biological process: mitochondrial electron transport, cytochrome c to oxygen. NCBI's taxonomy places the organism in Eukaryota, Metazoa, Arthropoda, Insecta, Lepidoptera, Nymphalidae. The transcript has a single exon. Bases 102 to 515 code for a protein of 137 amino acids. Gene Ontology annotation, cellular component: mitochondrial inner membrane.